CUGCUCCAUUUGCAGCUAGCUUAGCUUUGGUUUCCUCUGCUUCUCAUUCUCCCGUGCACUUCCAGUUCCUGCCCAGCUUGCAGGGCUGCUCCAAUGGCCACCUUGUCCGCCAUCUCUGCCAACGUCGGCUACUGCAAGGCACCAACCCUGAGCUGGAAGGGAAGCGGAGUACCAGGCCGGAUUGUGGUCUCCAUGUCCACCACCCGAAGAGGCCUCGUCUCCCUAAGACGACGAUCCCCUCGGUUUCGCGUCUACGCGGCGAAGGCGGAGACGGUGAGCAAGGUGAUGGACAUCGUGAAGCAGCAGCUGGCGCUGGCGGCGGACGUGGGGCUGACGGCGGAGACCAAGUUCACGGACCUCGGCGCCGACUCGCUGGACACGGUGGAGAUCGUCAUGACGCUGGAGGAGGAGUUCAAGAUCACCGUCGAGGAGGACAAUGCCCAGAGCAUCGCCACCAUCCAGGACGCCGCCGACCUCAUCGACAAGCUCGUCGACCAGAAGCCACGAGACAGCGACUGAUUGUCGACGCGACGACACCCAAAUCCAAUCCAUCGAUCACCGCUCGUACGUGCAUGUGAAUGCUCCGUUAUUGUACUGUAAUUGAGUUUUUUUUAUCUCUAGCUAGAGAUAUUUAUGAACACAGAUGGAAGAGAAGAGUUGAUGA
This is a messenger RNA of Zea mays, 664 nucleotides long. Its product is annotated as acyl carrier protein 2. NCBI's taxonomy places the organism in Eukaryota, Viridiplantae, Streptophyta, Magnoliopsida, Poales, Poaceae. The record is from RefSeq and is marked provisional. Gene Ontology annotation, molecular function: acyl carrier activity. Gene Ontology annotation, biological process: fatty acid biosynthetic process.